AUGCCGAAGGAAAAAAGAAAAGUUACUGGAGCCUCAAGUGAUGAUCCACAGCCAGGGACUGACCUGGUAAGAAAGGAAUCAUUAACCAGUUCGGAAUCUUUCCAAACAGUGGAGUGCAGUGAAAUUCGAAGUACACCUCUCUUGCGGUCUUCGGGUAAGGAAGUUUUGGUAGACGGUAUUAAAAGAAGACGUCGAAUUAAAACACUUGAAAGCUUAGCAAGUCCACUCUUCAAAAUAACUGAAAAUAAGGUUACACAAAAUAGAAAGGUUGAAUUUCAAGAUGAACUGUACAAGAAUACUCCAAAAUAUUCUUGUAACAGCGUGUCACCUGGAGUAGAAAAUAAUUCCAUUUUAAAAUUACAUGAUUGCAGUUGUUUCCCCCAUUCCAAGGAUUGUAAUGAUGAAAAUAACCUUACAUAUAAACCUGAUGGUGGAUGUAUCCAUGAAUCAGAAAAUUCCUCAGAGUUAAAGAAAGAAAACCUUGGGAGUCUUUCAGAUAAGAGUGACACAAAUAAUAUUCCUCAACUUUCAAACACUGAAGAAAACUUAAUGGGAGUAAAUAAAUUAUUGCUUGAAGAAACUGAUAUAUACCAAAGCAAAAAUAAUGGCUUGCUUCCCUGCCGUCAAAAUGAAAAAAAUAAAUACUCAGUAGAGGAGAGCAGUGUUGGGAGAAAACCCAGGAAAAGGAUGAAGGUGUCUGAAAAAAGAGAUGAAAUGGUUAUCAAAAUGAACUUCUCUAAUGUGCAUAACAAGUCUGAGUUGCUGUUACAAGAAAACCAUACGGGUGCUGAAAGUACAGAAGCAAAAACUUUAAAAAUUUUGAGAAAAGCAAACCAUAAUACACUUUCUCCAGUAGAUCAUUUAUCAAGUCUUCCAGAAACAGUAGGAAAAAAGACAAGUCCUAAGCAUCUUGUAAAUACUAUGUUUCAGAAAACCCUAGCGCCACUUUUGAAAGAAGAAACCAAAAAUGCUUCAGAACCCUUAAGAAGUAAAAGCACUGAGCCAGAAAUGAAAAGCUCAACAGUGAAAUCACCUAGUAAUUGCCAUCCUAUUGAAAAGAGAUCACAGGAAGACUUAAGAAAUGAAGCUGAAGAAUUCAAGUUCACCUGUCACAGAACAAUACCAAUGACGGGUAAAAGAACUUGGCCGUGUUAUUCAUGUGCUAGAGUAACUGCCUAUUGUUGGAAAAAGUCUUCCUUGCCAGAAUCAAAUAACUCUCUUCCUGGGUCUGGGGAAAGUGUUAGGCAAGAUGAUUUCCUUAAACAUCAACCAAAUCAGACUCACUUAAUUGACUCCAAAUUACCAUUACAAAGUUCCAUAAAAGAAACAAAUAGUGAAUCUUCAAGUAAAGAAAAAUUGGAUUCUAAUAUAAAUUGUCUGUCUGCGAUCUCUGAAGUAGUCUCUGCUAUAAAACCUACUUUAAUGGUUAUAAAUGAACCUGUAAUCGAUGAUGAAAAGAUGAAGUAUGAGGAACCGAGCAGAAGUGGGUUAGAGGUAGUUUCUAAUGCAACUGAAGAUACUCGGUUAACUAAUGUGACUCAAAACUUAACAGGAAAUAAAAGAAAAGAGAGAGGGACUUUAACAAAACUUAAUUUGACACUGGCUUCCCAGCAUGGCCAGGAAGCUAACAACUCUACAGGCAAAACUAUUCACCGAAAAACAUGUGUUGCUAAGCCAACAGUUGUGGUUCCAGACUUUGUUAAAAUACUGAACACAGGACGGCUGACUAAUUUUAAAAUUCCUCUACUUAAAAAUAAAACAGAAAAAAGCAAAGAAAUAAAUGCCAAGUCAUCAGAGAGAGAAGCAUAUAGUCCCCUAGAGCUUCUUGACAAUAUAUCUGGAACAGAGAUAAGACAGAAUAGGAAUAAAGAAAACAUCUCCACAGUAAUUUCAGGACUUCAAUCUUUGAACAUACAAAAUAGUGUCGCUCCAGUGCAAUCUAGUUCUGACUUAUACUGCAAUAAGAAUUUCCAUAGAAUUUCUUCAAGUUUCUUAAAGCAAGGUAAUAAUAAACCAUCUAACUGUAUCUCUGAACCAGGCAAUGUCGUUUCUAAUAAGAAAGCUGUUUCUCUCACAGUUGAAAAGAAUACCUUUUUCUGUGAUCCUGGGUGUAUAGAGAAAAGUCCUGCCUUCUGCUCUGAUGAACAAGAAACAUUCAAACAAGUUUCCUCUGAAGUUAGUGGUAGAAAAACAACUAAGAACUUUUCAGACAUUAAAAUUAUUCCAGAUAUUCUUAAAGCAUAUGAAGAUGAUGUCCUCUUAAUUGAUGUAAUUCAAGAUGACCCAGACCUCUUUGGAGUCUCCAAUGAAGGGGAGCUCUCAUUUACUUCAGAGGUCCCCAUGGUAAACCAGGAGCCCAAUGUUGCUGAAGAGCAGCAAUCAACAGACUCCAAGCACGUGGAACUUCCUGAAAAAAAAGAACCAAGUGAUAACUUGAGAGAAUUUCCUGUACUGGAUCCUGGAUUGAAGUCAGAGAUCUGUACUUCCUUGCCAGCAGCAAGUGAGAAAAAAUAUGAUUUUAAAGAUGCAAACAUUUCCUUAGGAGAAGUUACGAAUAGGACCUCUCAAAAUGAAAAACUGGGAGACUGCAAUGAACACAUAAAAAGUUCAGACUUGGAUGAAAAGUGUAAAUUUUCAGACAAAGUGACUAUUAAGGAAGAAAAAGAAAAUAUGCAUGAAGUUUGCAAAAGCAAAGAUUCUAAAAAUGCAGAGAUUAUGGUUAGUGAAUGUCAGUUAGCAACACUGGGCCCAAAACCUCUGUGCUUAUCGCUGCCACCUUUGAAUCUAAGUGCUUUUCAAGAAGACACACUAAAGCCAUGGAUGAAUGAUUUCAGAUUUUCAGGACAACAUUGUGUCCUAAAGUUGCAGAACCCUGAAACCUGUGAAAUAUUUAACAGGGAAAAGGUUGUAAGGGUGUUUCAGAAGUCCCUAGGGUUGAUGAUACCCCAUAGAUAUUGCAAAUUUCAUUUUAACACGUUACGUGGCUGUGAGCGAUCACAGUGUAAGUUUGCUCACGUGCCUGAGCAAGGGGAUGAAAAGGUUUGCAUGGAUGUGCUUAAAAAAUAUAUAAGCAUCAACGAGCUGUGUUUGCUACAACGUGCAGUAAACAUGUUUACAGAGUACUACAGAAAGUUUCCUCCUGGUAUACACUUUGAUUUACAAGUGCUAAAUGACCUCUUGAAUUCUUUACUCAAGCAUUGCUUAUUGAAAGAAGUAUUUCAGGUACUGAACCUCAGCAUAAUGGUUAACACGCUGCCUGCUCUGAAAAUAUUACUAGAAAUAUUUGAGUAUGUGGCAACUAUGAAAUUAAGGAGUGCUGUACCUGCUUUAAUUGGUAUCUUUUGCAAGCUUGUUGAAGCUGGGCUGUUGCUUGACCCAGAACACUUUAGCUAUAUUGUUAAACUCUUACACCAAGUACAAGCUCCCAAACAAGAAAUAACUGCGGUUCUAGAAAUGAAAUCCAGGUUACAAAUGAGGCAAUUUAAAAAGAACUGGACCUGUGAUUUAGAUUUAGCCUUGAAUGAAAUAAAGCAUUGUAAGGAAAAUGGUGACUGGACCAAAUUGGGAAAUUUAUACCUGAAGGUAAAAAUGGACUGUGAAAAAUUUGUAGAUUUCCAGAGAUUUUGUACUUGUGUUGCUGAAACACUAACAAAAGGCUAUAAAGAAGAAAGACCAAGUGUUCCAUUUUGUGAAUUUGCUCAAACAGUGAGCAAAGAUCCGCAAAAUAGUGAAGUAGAUAAAACUUUGCUGGGAAGAAUCGGAAUCAGUGCUAUAUACUUCUAUCACAAGCUGUUGCAGUGGUCCAAGUCAGAAUGGAUAAUCGAUACACCACAAUGGCCUUGUGAUAGACUGGAUAUACUCAAUCGACACAAUCUGCUCUGUACAAUUGCACAUGAAAUCUUAGCCAAGAGCCUUUACAGAGAGACAUUUGAAGUUUUGCAAAAUCUACCAGGUUUUCAAAAUUCUCAAGAAGUUGUGGAGGUCUCACAGUAUAGCCCUCUUUUUAAUAAACUUCUGGAUGCCUGUGUAGAAAGCAAUAGUCUUGGUAUUUCAUCCUCCGUAGCAGAAUUCAUGAUUUCAAAGAGUAUCCCUAUUGAUUUUUCCUCUCUUAGAAGAUUAAUUACUUCUUUAGGAAGGAGUUGUUUAUGGCUCAAAGCCAGAACCCACUACAAAAGUGCUCUUUCAUUGAGUUGCUAUCCACCAUUAGAGGGAAAUUUAUACCGAAAACUUCUACGGAUUCCUUCUUAUUUAUCUGAGGUUGAAAUGCUUUUAGCUAUUGAAAUCUUCCUGGUAUCGAAUUCUAGUAGUAUUCAGAGUCCUGGUACUCCUACCCAGACGCUGCAGAUAGUUUUGAAAAGAUGUGAAGAAAACAAGUCUCAGAGCAAGGAUGAUUAUCAAGCUGCAGUGGAAAGAUUAAUGAAGGCUGUUCGUUUAUCAGACCCAAAGCUUUUCGUUAAGCACAUGACCGUCAAUGUUAAUAAGGAGCAGGUUUAUAGUUUGGAACAUUGUUCUGCCCUGAAAUGGUUGAAAGAGAACAUGAAGUGGGCUGGAAAGGUUUGGCUUUUCAAUAAACAUUAG
Messenger RNA from Myotis davidii, 4578 nucleotides. RefSeq names its product testis and ovary specific PAZ domain containing 1 (gene TOPAZ1). Gene Ontology annotation, biological process: spermatocyte division; spermatid development. The record is from RefSeq and is a predicted model, not a curated record. Gene Ontology annotation, molecular function: metal ion binding. The coding region runs from base 1 to 4578 and encodes 1525 amino acids. The transcript has 19 exons. NCBI's taxonomy places the organism in Eukaryota, Metazoa, Chordata, Mammalia, Chiroptera, Vespertilionidae.